GGACAGGACGGGCGGACCGGGACAGGACGGGCGGACCGGGACAGAUACCACGACGCAGACCAUACUAAUCCCCGGCCACGGUCAAGGUAGACUGAUAACCUACUACAUCAUACUUGGCGUUAUCGGUGCAGCACUCCUCUAUCACCCUGGCCCCGACUCCCCUGGCCCCUGGUCCACUUUUUACAGAAUGAUUGUAUAUGCCCUUCUUUUCGAAUGUAGCAGGGGCCUUGGCGUACUUGUAGUAAGGCCUUGGCUUCCUUGGGGGUAGUGGGUACUUUUGAAGUUGGAUUUUCAAAAUUACUAGCAACAUGAUUUUAUCAGCGAAACUACAAGCGGAUUCAACAAACUUACAAAGUCUUUCAACAUUGCAAAUUAAACCAACCCGGAAGAGAAAACAAGACCGAUAAACCGACGCUGCUGCCACUACACACCAGGACCGGGUCACAAAACUCAACUCAACUCGACGGCCAACUACGAAAAAAAAGAUCAAAUGGUUCCCCUAUCCCUCAUCCUCCUCGGAUCCCUUCUCCCCUUCCACUUCAGUCGACAAGAUCAUCGAAUGGAAACGGUCUUCUUUGUUUGGCUCAUGGUGCUCAUACCUGUGAUCUGCUACCGUAUGUAUGGCCAGUUUCAACUUCUCCCUCUUGUUGCAUCUCCCUUUGUGGUCAUGGUCUUCUAUGAUCUUGGCAUCUGCGUCAUUAUGCUUUGCGGACUCCUGGAGUUGUGUUGUGAUCGGGUGGGGCUCUGAACUGCUGGCUUAUCACCUUGAGGCUCUGGGACUCUGAGGCACUCUUGAAGACUCUUGAAGAUGAGGACUGGAGUAGGAGGGAGGUUCUUAAAGACGAGAAGGAUAUACACACAGGGCUGGAAAGGCAAAGAGAUCAGGCAUGAUGAGAAGGAAGAUGUUGGAUGGCAAAGACGCUAUUAAUGAAGAAAGAAGGAUACGGAUGACAAGGAAGAGCAGCGAACGAGACGAGGCACGACGACUUGGAUGCCAAUAACGGGAUCUGGACAUGUUCAGGUUGCUACUCGCUGCUCUUGGGCUUGAACCUGUUCUUUUGUCUUCUCUGCGAGCUCUACACGACAACUAUCGCAAGCGUUUCUGGUACGAUUCAAAGGGGCCCAUUCCGUUCAGUUUAUAGUUUUUCUUGUUUGGGUUAUCAUGGCUGUCUGUUCAGGGCAUAUGAGUUGGAGCAAAAUCACUAUAGUCAUUAUCUCUGCG
Messenger RNA from Neurospora tetraspora, 1222 nucleotides. RefSeq lists its product as uncharacterized. The transcript has a single exon. NCBI's taxonomy places the organism in Eukaryota, Fungi, Ascomycota, Sordariomycetes, Sordariales, Sordariaceae. Bases 491 to 748 code for a protein of 85 amino acids. The record is from RefSeq and is a predicted model, not a curated record.